Pristis pectinata (smalltooth sawfish) is the source of this 4030-nucleotide messenger RNA. RefSeq names its product solute carrier family 39 member 5 (gene slc39a5). Lineage: Eukaryota; Metazoa; Chordata; Chondrichthyes; Rhinopristiformes; Pristidae. Gene Ontology annotation, cellular component: membrane. Gene Ontology annotation, molecular function: zinc ion transmembrane transporter activity. Gene Ontology annotation, biological process: BMP signaling pathway; zinc ion import across plasma membrane; intracellular zinc ion homeostasis. The transcript has 12 exons. The record is from RefSeq and is a predicted model, not a curated record. Bases 335 to 2344 code for a protein of 669 amino acids.
GGCUGCUCCGCUCCCCGGAGGGCGGACUGAAGGGCGGGGGCUGAGCCAGCUUGUCCCCUUUCCCCACGGUUGCACCUGUUGAUUGACCAGAGCUCCCGGGGAGGCGAGGGGAAAGGGAGGGGAGAGGAGGGGGUCCCACUGCCGGAUCAACGCUGCCGGACUCUGAGACUCGCUCGGGUCGUGCGUAACAGGAGAAAGGAGCAGCGGCACCGUGGGAGCACGUUCACCAGGAGGACCGCAGCGGUUCGAGGAAGUGUCAACAACGGACUACCUGUAACCUGCCGGGGGAGAGAAUUCAAACCCCUCCGAAUGAAAGGCUGGUGAUGGUACGAGAAUGAAGUGUGGGGUCCUGACCGUGUUUCUCACUGGGUUGCUGGCCCCUUGGGCACACCACGGUUGGCAUUGCCAAGCCCAAACAAGGUCUGUCCACAGGCAGAGAGAGUCGCCAGCAGCAGGGUCUAACGCCAGCGCUCCCAGCGGGCACGGGCCACCAGGCAAGGACAGGACUGCCUCUCACAGUGCCGUGCUGGAGCAACGGUACUACCUGCUGCAGCUCUUCCAGCACUACGGGGAAAAUGGGAAACUGUCCUUCGACGGCCUGAGCAGGCUGCUCGCCAACCUGGGUCUGGGCGAGGUGCAGGUGUUGGAGAUCGAGCACGAAGACAUGGGCCAUGACCAUGUCUCUCACCUGGACCUGCUGGACCUGCAGGAGAACAGGCAUGUACACAGCCACACCGCUCUGGAGCACAUGUCCGCGCCGGCCCAUGACCACAGGGGGCACAGAGGGAGGGGCAACCACCCAGAGUCCUCUGCCGAUGGCUCAGCCAUGACCUCCACGGUGGGGCUGGCGAGAAGGACACAGAGGAAGAGCCCGCACCCCGCCUGGGGCAGGGGCAGCACGCUGCGGGGGAAGAGACUGGAGCGGCGCAGUGCAACGGGGCGCAGCGGGGAGGUGGCGAGAGGGCGGGGGGAGACGACGAGACCCCCGCCUGCGGCUGCUGGGGACAGCAUCUCUAAUCACUCAAAGUUCAAUCACCUGCAUGGGAACUGUUUGAAUGUGAGCCAGCUUCUGAUCAACUUUGGGAUGAGCACCGUUCAUGAGAUCACUCCAAAGCAGUUCUCCUACAUCUGCCCGGCCCUGCUGUAUCAGAUUGACAGCCGGGUCUGCAUCUAUCACCAUGACUCACUGGAGUUUCAGCAGGAAGCCAGGCUCUCGAAAUCGGUGUGGCUCUGGGGCUUUAUUGCCAUUACCCUGACCAGCCUGACGUCACUCGUGGCCGUAGCCUUUGUCCCCUUCCUCAGCCGCUCCUUCUCCGGAGCGCUGCUCCCCUUCCUGGUGGCGCUGGCAAUCGGCACGCUCUCCGCGGACGCCCUGCUCCACCUGAUACCUCACGCCCAGGUUCACAGGCACAAGGUGGCGGAGAACACGGGUGCCCGCCCGCUCCUGAAGGGCAAGGACUCUCUAUGGAAAGGCCUCUCCGUGCUGGGAGGCAUCUACCUGCUCUUACUCAUUGAGAGCCUGCUGGGUCUGAUCAGAAGCUGCAGCUGGGGUGUCAAGUCAACAGGCAAAAGGCAGCGGAGGGAACAGGCUGGCCGCCAGAUGGGUGUUCCAGCCAGCACUGAACUUCACUGUUUAAAGCCUGCCCCAGAGUCUGACGGCAGAACUGAGGUGGAUCUGGAGGAGGGAGCAGAUGGUGAGCCCUUCACUGCCAGUAAACCGGGCACAGGCGCCCGUGGUGACCUGCCCAACUGUUGGUCCUCGGGGACGGGGGUGUCAGAGGAGCAGGAGCUUGCACGCGGACAUUCCCACGGACAUCCCCCUGCAGCGCGGGACCUACAGGACUCGGGGAUAGUGGAUAUUGCCUGGAUGGUGAUAAUGGGAGACGGUGUGCACAAUUUCACCGACGGACUGGCCAUCGGGGCUGCGUUUUCCACGGGGAUUUCAGGUGGUUUAAGCACCACCAUUGCUGUGUUCUGUCACGAGCUUCCCCAUGAGCUGGGUGACUUCGCCGUGUUGAUGCAGGCGGGCAUGAAGGUGAGACAGGCAGUAACGUUUAACCUGGUAUCUGCCGUGCUCAGUUACGUGGGCAUGGCGCUUGGCAUUGCUGCUGGACAGUACACAGACAACAUAACCCCGUGGAUCUUCGCAAGUACCGCAGGGAUGUUCCUUUACGUUGCCCUGGUUGACAUGCUCCCUGAACUGCUGCGUGCACCGUCGGACACCAGACAUCGUCGGCAUCUCAGCGGCUUCGUCAGGGAGAACCUGGGCUUCCUGCUGGGGGCUGGAGUCAUGCUGUGCAUCGCUCUGUUCGAGGACCGACUACUCAUCGACAUCAGCUCUUAAUAUUUUACAGUCGGCGGGGUGGAUGGAGGUCCCCAACUGAAGGUCACCUCCCACCAGGAGAGUGGCAGCUUCAGACUUGGGACAGAUGUUCCUGUACCUCCAGGUUAUCUCCUGUUGUCUUCAAAACUGCAGCACCCCCUCUGCUCAGUCGUUACCCCAAAGCCCCAGGGGGGUCUGUCCCCCAACAACGAUUCAGGAAUCGUACUACAGGAUCACAAAAUACUAAUGCCGGUCACGUUCCGGCCUCUCAGCUUUCUUCCAGAUCUUUCCCAACAUUCACAACUGUGCGAAGCUUCCCGCUACUUGAGGAAGGAUUCCAGUUCCCCGUGAUUCCCUCAAUGACGGCGGUCUGUUUUAGCCAUUCCACGCCGAUUAAACCCCUCAAUGUGACACUGACACACCCCUCACAGUGACACGGGUACACCCUGCACCCCUCAGUGUCACACUGAUACGCCCCUUACUGUGACACUGAUACACCCCACCCUGCAACAGCGACACACCCCACACCCUUCACUGUGAUACCGACACACCCCACGCCCCUCACUGUAACCCCGCCACACCCCACACCCCUCACUGUGAUACUGACACACCCCGCGCCCCUCACUGUAACCCCGCCACACCCCACACCCCUCACCGUGACACCGACACACCCCGCGCCCCUCACUGUAACCCCGCCACACCCCACACCCCUCACUGUGAUACUGACACACCCCGCGCCCCUCACUGUAACCCCGCCACACCCCACACCCCUCACCGUGACACCGACACACCCCGCGCCCCUCACUGUAACCCCGCCACACCCCACACCCCUCACUGUGAUACUGACACACCCCGCACCCCUCACUGUAACCCCGCCACACCCCACACCCCUCACUGUGACACCGACACACCCCGUGCCCCUCACCGUAACCCCGACACACCCCACGCCCCUCACUGUGAUACUGACACACCCCGCACCCCUCACUGUAACCCCGCCACACCCCGCACCCCUCACUGUAACCCCGCCACACCCCACACCCCUCACCGUGACACCGACACACCCCACGCCCCUCACUGUAACCCCGCCACACCCCACACCCCUCACUGUGACACCGACACACCCCGCGCCCCUCACUGUGAUACUGACACACCCCGUGCCCCUCACUGUGACAGCGACACACCCCGUGCCCCUCACUGUGACAGCGGCACACCCCGUGCCCCUCACUGUGACAGCGACACACCCCAUGCCCCUCACUAUGACACUGACACACCCCACGCCCCUUACCGUAACCCAGACACACCCCACACCCCUCACUGUGACACCGACACACCCCGCGCCCCUCACAGUGACCCUGACGCACCCCGCGCCCCUCACCGUGACCCUGACGCACCCCGCGCCCCUCUCUGUGACCCCGACACACCCCUCACCGUAACCUCGACACACCCCGCACCCCUCACUGUGACACCGACAUACCCCGCGCCCCUCACCGUGACACCCUGAUAUUACACCCAAAUUCAAAGGGAUGUGAUAGACAGUCCUCCACCAGACCACUUUUACUCUCCGCAUUGUAACACACUUGGAUAAAUGUGCAGGAAAUUGCAGAAACAAUAUGAAUCAGCCUCUCUGUCUUACGUGCAACUGUUUGAUGUGGUCUCCAUACAAAGAGAGUUGAACUGUAUGUUCCAAUAAUAACCCUUCCUACCUGA